Messenger RNA from Pneumocystis murina B123, 1253 nucleotides. RefSeq lists its product as hypothetical. NCBI's taxonomy places the organism in Eukaryota, Fungi, Ascomycota, Pneumocystomycetes, Pneumocystales, Pneumocystaceae. Gene Ontology annotation, cellular component: endoplasmic reticulum membrane. Bases 21 to 1253 code for a protein of 410 amino acids. Gene Ontology annotation, biological process: cellular response to misfolded protein. The transcript is spliced from 5 exons. Gene Ontology annotation, molecular function: Hsp70 protein binding. The record is from RefSeq and is a predicted model, not a curated record.
CUGAAUAAUUUUUAAAGGGAAUGGAAGUAAAUAAAGAUGAGGCUGAGCGGUGUUUUGAGAUUGCAAAAAAAAAGUGGAGUGAAGGUGAUCGUGAAGGAGCUAUUAAAUUUGCAAAAAAGUCGUGUUCUUUAUUUUCUACAUCAGAGGUUAAGGAUUUUAUAAGAUCUCUUGAGAGAUUAUCAGAUAAUUCAGGGCCUCAAUCGAGCAAGGUUGAUUCAUCAGGAGCAAAAACGGGACCAAAUGGUUCAGAAGACCUUUUUAAGAAAUCGAGUUUUCCAAAGACAUCUAAGGGUUCAGAAAGUUUAUCUGGAUCUAGAGAUUUUACGCCGAAGCAGAAGGCAGUGGUAGAUCGAGUUAGGAAAUGUAAACAUACGGCAUAUUAUGAAAUUUUGGAUAUUAAGAAGGAUGCAAAUGAUUUAGAAAUUAAGAAAUCUUAUCGAAAAUUAGCUUUAUUACUUCAUCCAGAUAAGAACGGUGCUCCAGGAGCAGAUGAGGCGUUUAAACUUGUUUCGAAGGCUUUUCAGGUGCUUUCUGAUCCUCAGAAACGUAUGGUAUAUGAUCAAUAUGGUGAUGAUUUGAAUUCAAGAGCAUCUGGAGCGGGUUGUUCAGGAUUUUCAAGAGCCGGAGGUGGUUUAUUCGGGGAAGAAAUUGAUCCUCAAGAUUUGUUUAAUAUGUUUUUCGGUGGAGGUGGAAAUUUUCCUUUUUCCGGUGGAAAUCCGUUUGCUACAUCGUUUGGAGGUCCUCAGAUAAGAGUUCAUCAUUUUGGUGGUCCUGGAUGGAGAACUGGUACCAAUAGGCAGCAUGGUCAAUCAGGUCAAGGAUUGUUUGGAAUAUCGACAUGGAUUCAAUUGUUACCUUUUAUUAUUGUUAUUCUUUUCUCGAUUUUAUCAUCUUUUGCCAAUUUCUUUAAUUCUGCAUUUUCCCUUUUCGGCUCUGGCAUGCCGUCUUAUUCAUUUACACCUUCUCCACCUUUUAUUGAACCACGCUAUACAUAUUAUCAUCAUAUUCCAUAUUUUGUUGAUCCUUUGAAGGUUAGCUCUUUGUCACAAGUCAAAUUGUCGCAACUUGAUAAAAAGGUUGAAGUAAAUUAUAUUAAUGCACUUCGUGUUAAUUGUGAGUAUGAAAUGGAAGAAAGAAAACGUAGGAUGGAAGAAGCUUAUGGGUUUUUUCGUGUGGAUAAAGAGGCAUAUGAAAGGGCUAAAAACAUGGUUCAAGUAUCAUGUAACAGGUUAAGAGAAUUAGGCAUUCGGUAA